AUGCCACUUAGGGCCCCUGGGGGGCCCCUCCGCUGUCUGCUGCUGGGGGGCCCCACGAGACCCUCAGAGGGCCCCCGCAUCCGGUGGCUAAAUGCAUGCUGCUGCAGCAGCAGCAGCAGCAGCAGUAGUAGCAGCAGCAGCAGCAGCAAUGUUAGCAGCAGCAGUGGCUGCAGCAGCAGUAACAGCCGCAGCGGCAACAAGGGCAGCAGCAGCAGCAGCAGGAAUGACAACGAAAGCAGCAGCAGCGACAGAGGCAGCAGCAGCACCAGCCUCAGCAGCAGCACUACGCAUGGCAGCAGCAGCAGCAGCAGCAGCAGCAGCAGGCGUUGGUGCUGCAGCAGCAGCACUUGCGGCGCUGCAGCAAACCCUCCUUCUUCCACUUCAGAUUCACCUCUGCAGCAGCAGCACCCCAAGGGGGGCCCCCAGGACGGGGGGCCCCCUAAAGGGUACUCUUUUAGGGGGGCCCCCCAAGUUGGUUUGCAUGCAUUUGCUGCUGCUAAGUUUCAUAGUUUGGGGCCGCAGCAGUGGCUGCAGAGUCUCGAAGGCCUGGCAGCAGCAGCAGCAGCAGCAGCAGCAGCAGCAGCGCGGCCUGCAGCACGGCCUGCAGCAGCAGCAGCAGCAGCAGCAGCAGCAGCAGCAGCAGGAGAAGCUGCUGCGGGAGGGUUUGGAUGGGGCCCCUGCUGCGUGUCUCCCGAUUUGCUGCUGUGGAAAGUGCAGCAGCGGCUGCUGCUGCUGCAGCCGGGCGAGUUGGUUCGUGCUGCUGCUGCGCUGCAGCAGCUAGGCCUCAGGACGUGCCCAUCACCCACAGGCAGCAGCAGCAGCAGCAGCAGCAGCAGCAGCAGCAGCAGCGACGACGUGGCGCUGCUGCUGCUGCGGCAGCUGCACGCGCACCUCAGCAGCAGACUGCGCUGCCUCUCCCUCCGUCAAAUUGCUGCUGCAGCAAAAGCUGUCUCUACCUGGAGCUUCUCGGGAGCAGCAGCAGCAGCAGCAGCAGCAGCAGCAGCACCAACUGCAGCAGCAGAAGCAGCAACAGCAGCGGAGGCAGAAGAGCUGCGGCUGUCCACUUUCAAGUUGCUGCUCGCCUCAGCCACAGCGCAACUCAAAGAUCUAACUAAGGAGAAGCAGCAGCAGCAGCAGCAGCAGCAGCAGCAGCAGCAGCAGCAGCAGCAGCAGCAGGGCUUUCUGCCUUUGGUGCUGCCGCUGCUGCACGCAUGCGCCCGGCUGCAGCUGACGGAGCUGCGGUGUAUGUACACCCCGUUGCUGCAGCUGCUGCAGCAGCAGGUUUGGUCGAGCCGCUCGCUGCUGCAGCUGGCGCUGCUGCUGCACUGCUGCAGCAACUUGCUGCUGCCAGAUGCUGCUGUCUACAGGCUGCUGCUGCUGCGGCUCUCUCAGUGGAAAGAAUUCAGUUUGCUGCUGCAGCAGGAGCAGCAGCCUGCUGCUGCUCAAGUCGCUUUGGGGCAACUUGCUGUUGCAUGCGUCGCCUUCAAGCCCCAGCAAAUGGAAGCCCUGCAGCAGCAGCAGCAGCAGCAACAGCAGCAGCAGCAGCAGCAGCAGCAGCACGAGCAGCAGCAGAUUCGGGAUGGAGUUGAGAGCGGCUGCCCUGAUGAAAAUGACUGCCACCACAGCAGUGGCAACAGCGGCAGCAGCAGCAGCAGCAGCAGCAGCAGCAGCAGUAGCAGCAGCAGCAGCAGCAGCAGCAGCAGCAGCAGCAGCAGUAACAGCAGCAGCAGCAGCAGCAGCAGCAGCAGCCUCUGUGAGCUGCAGGACAUGGUAUUAGUGAAUGUCUUCAGAGCUGCCUCAGCACUCAUCAAAUGGAGCGCCCCAAAUCCAGCAGCAGCAGCAGCAGCAGCAGCAGCAACAGCAGCAGCAGCAGCAACAACAGGAACUUCAGGGGCACCAGCAGCAGGAGCAGCAGCAGCAGGAACAGGAGCACGAGCAGCAGCAUCAGCAGGAACAGAAGCAAGAGCAGCAGCAGCAGCAGCAGCAGCAGCAGCAGCAGCAGCACCAGAAGCAGCAGCAAAACUGGGGCCCCCCAGUCCACAUCUGCUGCAGCAGCUGCAAGUAGCAGCUCUUGCCAUUUGGUUUGAAAGACAAAAUGCCAAAAUACAACUCCUGGGGGCCCCCCCGGGGGCCCCCUUGGGUGUGGGGAAGGCCCCCAGUGAGGUAGGGGCCUCCCGCUGCAGCAGCAGCAGCAGGGAACCGUUGCUGCUGCUGCUGCUGCAGCAAGUCAAAGUGGCGAAUGAAAACAAGCUCCGAAUCAGCAGCAGCAGCAGCAGCAGCAGCAGCAGCAGGUGGGGGCGCAGAAGCAGCAGCGAGCAGCACGAGGAAGUUGCUGCUGCUGCCAAAGCUUUGGGGCUGCAUGCAAUUCGAGAAGCAGCUGUGGGGCCCUUUGCUGCUGAUUUGCUGCUGCCGUCUGUACACUGCGUCCUCGAGAUUGACGGCCCCAACCACUUUAUUAAACCCCCCAGCAGCAGCAGCAGCAGCAGCAGCAGCAGCAGCAGCAGCAGCAGCAGCAGCAGCAGCAGCAGCAGCAGCAGCGGUAAAUGUAGCCGCAGCAGCAGCAACAGCAGCAGUGGUAGUAACAGUAAGAGCAGCAGCAGCAGCAGCAGUGGUAGUAACAGUAAGAGCAGCAGCAGCUGCAGCAGCAGUGGUGGUAACAGUAAGAGCAGCAGCAGCAGCAGCAGCAGCAGCAGCAGCAGCAGCAGCAGCUGUGGGGUCUGGGGGUCUGCAGCAAUUGGUGAGAAGCAGGAAGCAAUUUAUUGUUUGAAAGCAGCACUGAAGCAGCGGCUGCUGCUUGCUGCUGGGCUGCGGGUGGUGAGGCUUUCUUUCAGAGACUGGCCGCAGCAGCAGCAGCAGCAAAUCAAAGCCCUGGCUGCGCUCUUCAGGCAGCUGCAGCAGCAGCAGCAGCAGCAGCAGCAGCAGCAGCAGCAGCAGCAGCAAGGGCAGCAGGAGCAGCAGCAGCAGCAGCAAGGGCAGCAGGAGCAGCAGCAACAGCAGCAAGAGCAGCAGCAGCUGCUGCACGAAGAACUGCAGCAGCAGCAGCAGCAACUGCAAAAAGAGCAGCAGCAGCAGCAACUGCAGCAGCAGCAGCAGCAGCAGCAGCAGCAGUGGGGCGCCCACUGGGCAGGCUGCGGCGGGGGCCUUCUGGUGUACAGACCCUACCUGUGCAAACUGGCGCAAACAAUCCAAUAA
Messenger RNA from Eimeria necatrix, 3192 nucleotides. RefSeq lists its product as hypothetical. The transcript has a single exon. Lineage: Eukaryota; Apicomplexa; Conoidasida; Eucoccidiorida; Eimeriidae. The record is from RefSeq and is a predicted model, not a curated record. The coding region runs from base 1 to 3192 and encodes 1063 amino acids.